Molecule: messenger RNA, 1882 nt
Organism: Notothenia coriiceps (black rockcod)
Lineage: Eukaryota; Metazoa; Chordata; Actinopteri; Perciformes; Nototheniidae
Product: solute carrier family 35 member G2-like
Exons: 2
Coding region: 325-1680 (451 amino acids)
Cellular component (GO): membrane
Source: RefSeq, a predicted model, not a curated record
UCCAUCUCUCUUUCUUGAUCAAGCUGAGGAGGAGCAUCUGUAUCAGUGCUCAGAGCGUGAUGGACGAGCAGCAGGACGCCAUAAAACACACGUCUCCCCCCCGCAGAGAGCAGUGAGCUGGCCGGCCUGAGGCGUGUCGCGGUGCCCUUGAGGAGACUAUCGAUUGUCGCAGGAGAAAGAGGAGGGGAGCAGCAGAGGAAGGAGAAGAACAUAUGGCCAAUAAUGGGUGAUGGAGCUUUGGAGAUGCUCGGUAAAUGACUGAGGCUGACCGAGAGUUCAACCUUCCGCUCGAAAGCAGGUGCCUGCCGUCACUGCAGCUUUGAAAUGGAGUCCACUCACCUCCUGAACACCUCCAAGAAGAGAGUAAAGAUCCACCCUCACACCGUCACUGCCAAAUACGCCACGCAGGCCCCUUACUCCCCUCAACCCGGAGUACACACACACUUCCCUCAACCGGGGGACGAGGGCUACGAUGACGCUCCGUCUUUCGAGGACUUUGGCUCCUUCCUGGAGGAGACGUCAGACAAGAAGCAGCUGACGGAGAGCAGGAAGUGGCGUCUGACUUUGUUCGGCUCCAAAGAAAAGGACACGGCUAACAAGCUUCAAACUCUCGGGGGAGCAGAGGGGAGUGAGGGGGGAGCCAGAGCAGCAAAGGUUUCGGGGAAAGGCGUAGGGGAGCAGCUGGCCAGUUUCGGGGAGGCGUCUGUGUCUGCGUCCCGGCUCACCUGGGUGGGACUGCUAGGUGCGGCGCUGGCUCACGGAUGUUUGAUUGUUCUGACCCGCCUGGCCUCCGAACGCUUCAGCCUCGGCCCCCUGUUUCUGCUUUUGGUUAGAUCCAUCGUGCAGCUGGUCUCAGUGGCGGUCCCGCUGCACAGGGGGGAGAGCCCGUUCGGACCACAGGGCUACCGUCUCCGUCUGCUGUGUUACGGCGUGUCCUACUCUCUCUCCCUCUGCUGCGCCUACGCCUCCCUCACCUUCGUUUCUCCCGGAGACGGCACCACGACCUGGCGCCUGGCGACCACGGCGCUGUCGGCGAUCCUGGCCUUCCUGCUCCUGGAGGAGAGGCUGGGAUUGGCUGAUGGGAUCACCAUAGCGGCAGGACUCUGUGGUUUGGGGCUAGUCUUACUUCCCACGGCAGACGAGAGCAAUUCAGAUUCACAGACUGACCCGGUGAAGUUCUGGCGGGGUGCGUUCGGAUGGUCUCUCUCGGCUCUUGCGGGGCUGUGGAUGGCUCUGGCUCUGGUGGGGUACCGCUCCCUGAAGGAGAGGGUGGGCGUGGGCACAGCUCUGUUCACAGUGAGCUGGACGGGCUGCCUGCUCGCCCCGGCCUCCUUGUUUCUGCUUCAGGAGGGCUGGUCCUGGCCCAUGAGUGCUGAAGCCUGGGGCCUGGUGCUGGGCCUGGCUGCCUGCUCGGUCGCAGCCUUCCUGGGGAUGACGCACGCCCUCACCCGGCUCCACCCGGCGCUGGUUUCCGCCUCUCAGAGUCUGGAGGUACCUGUGGCCAUGCUGCUGCAUCUGGCCAUGCUGCCUUUGGCUCCCACCGCGCCGGAGGUGGUCGGGAACGUGAUGGUCAUCCUCAGCGUCGGUUGGCUGGUGGCGAUAAAGCUGCUCCCGGCUCGUGGGGGAGGGCGGCGUCAAAGGGAGGAGUAUGAGGAGAUUCUGGACUCACCCAUCAAAUAGAAAUCUCUUCUCACCUAUCCACAACUCCUCCUGCUCUUCCCCCUCCUUCAUGAGAUUCAAUCAAGUGUAAAUAAGAGACUGCUAAAUGUUUAUUGGAGCUUAAUCUAUUUUGUAUUGUCCUCGUUGCUUUUGAGAAGUGCCAAUAUUGUGUUGUGUGUUAUAGUGACUAUGUGACGUGAAAUUAAAACUCUCAGAUGAACAC